AAAAUUCUCGAGAGGCCUUCUGGGUCCCACAGACACAGUGCAGACAACAGCGCCCCCUGUAUAGAUAAAAGCCUUGAUAGAACCUGGGUCUUCGCAGUCGGGGAUCAGAAGGGAGCAUUGGAAUUCAUUGACACUGAUGGCUUUUUGAAGGGCUUCCACAUUGACCUUUUAAAGGCAAUUUGCAAGACGGCCGGAAGGAAAUGCACCUAUGUCAUGGAUGCCUAUUCGAACUGUUGGGAGAGUACAGGAGACAGGGAGUUCCCUGGGCAAGGGCUUCUGGGUAAAUGGUACGAUGCCUGCAUGGGAUAUUGGCCUUCGCCACGCCGUCUCAAUAGCUUCAACUUUACAAUCUCCUAUUUGAAGAGUGACCCCGCACACGUCUAUUAUCUGAUGGAAAACAUGAAUUUCGAUCCAAAAGACUUUCGUGGCAGAAAUAUAGGAUUUAUGGAUGGCUGGGCCACUAAUGAGUUUUGCCUUGCAAAAGACGGCAACGUUGAAGCAAAAGGGAUACAACCUGGUGACUAUACUGAGUUUUACUUCAAGGACCACACGGACAUGGUUGAUGCCCUAAUGGAAAAGAAGAUUGACGCAUUUCUCUCAACAGAGGCAUCAUAUACACCCAAAGAAGGCAGUGGGGUGGUAACAGUAGGCGAGGGAUUCUCUUGCAGCUACAAUAAUCGAGGAACUGCCUUUAUGACGCAUUAUAACAACCCCGUCCUUGAUUGGUUAAACGCAGCCAUGCAGGAGAUUUACGAUGAUGGGACAUAUCGACGAAUAUGCAAAAAGGCGCAGUUGGAUUACGCUAAACACGGGAAGCUGCUGUGCCUUGAUUGAUGUGACGUGAUUCCUAAAACAUUCUGCCCCGAAGAGAACAAUCGACAAAUUUCCACAAGAUGAUGGAUAUAAUAAAGAUUGCUGUAAUGGAGUACUCCAUAUGAUUAACUCUUGUGGCGUGAUUUCUCAAUGAAACGUGUACAUAUAUUCUUAACGAAUAAUAGACUGCAUUUGUGAUUUCCAUAAACAAUUUAAUAUUAUCAUAGUUUAUUUCAAAAAUAAUGUUAUAACAUCAUAUUAUAGCACUAAUGUUACUAGUCC
Messenger RNA from Owenia fusiformis, 1095 nucleotides. The record is from the annotation of a GenBank genome assembly. Lineage: Eukaryota; Metazoa; Annelida; Polychaeta; Sabellida; Oweniidae.